UAAAAUCUUGCGGAAACAUAUGGACAGAUACAUUCCCAUGAAUCAACACCAGAACAAUGUGUACCUGCAUCAAGGAAAAUUCAAGCCUUUCAGAUUCAUCGAUAUUCCUCAUGAUCCUUCUUCACCAGACCAAAAGGUGAUCGAUUAUGAUCCCAAUACCUACACAGAUGAAGAAAGUAGUCAAAGAUCUGAAUCUUCCAGAGAUCUCUAUAAUGAGUUAGUUAGCCUCCAGCAGAUCAUAAAAGAAAGCAAGUAUGCCAACAUUCAGCUUAGUAAUGAAAAGGAGGGUCUCCAGCAAGAAGUGGAUGAGCUCAGAAAUAUAAUUCAUAAACAGAACUCUCUUAUUGGGACUGUUAGAGAAAGGUACAGUGAGUUUUGAAAGAAGCUGUCAGAUGAUAAUGACCAGCUUAAAUUUCAACUCAAGAACAACCAGGAUUGAUACACUCUUCUGUCUCAGGAAUUUAAGAAAGUCCAGGAUGAGAAUCAUCAGUUGCUACAGAGCCAUGAAAAUAUGAAGAAAGAAAUUUCUAAAAGUCAAUCUGCAGCUAAUGAAAUAGCAGGAUAUAAAAGAGUCAUGGACGAAUUGUAUAAAGAUAAAAAGGAACUUAAAGAUGAAGUCAGGAUUCUCAAGAAGAGAGUCAAGAAGCAUAAAUACAGAUACAGAACUCUUAAUAAAGUCCUGAAUGACCAACAAGCUAUUAAAUUCCCUUACAACUGGACUUUUCAUAAUGCUUCUGUUGAAAAUAGAGAAAGCUUAGAUGCUCAAACUCAGUUUCAUAAGACUUUAAACCAACAAGCCUAUUAUCCUUCCAAAAUUAAUAAAGUUAAUGAUCCACAUGAUUCUUACGUAUGUCAUAAUGAUUCCAUUAACGAAAGCAGAGUUUCGAAAAAUAUGCUCCAAAGAUAUCCUUCUUAUGAUAAUAGCAAUUCAAGGAACAGAAUUUUAAAAGACUCCCUUGUAGAAGGGUCACCUGAAGACUCAAGAGUGAUAGAUCAUAAGAACCCUUCAGCUAUGGCAAGCAGUGGAAAAGACCUAAAACCAUUGAUGCCAAAUUCAGCCAAUACUCCUCUAAAAUAUCCCAACACACCUGAACUGAAUGCUUAUGUUGAUUUAAAACCAAGACAUGAGCACCAAAAUUCAGUCCCUGUGAAGAAUCCUUACUCAAUUGAGAAGAUAAAAGCCACUCAAAACAAACCUGGGCUUUUAUCCUACAAGGAUUACCUUGACAAUACCUUUGGCUCUGAUAAAAAUAAAAUACAGGAAAUUAAAGUAGAAACUCACCCACAAGUACAAAAGAAAAGCUGUGACAAGAGGAACAAACGCUCUUGCAGCCAUUCUAGCAUGAAGCAUUUCACUGAACCUCCGAAGACAGAAGAAGCCUUUAAGCCUUCCAGGAAGUACUAUAAUGGCAUAAAUGGAGGCAAUAAGGUUCAUCAUACUAGUAGAGAUAUUCAACGAUUUGGCCCAACCAGUAGCAAGAAGGGACUGAAUGUCUCUCCAACUCCUGCAUUGACCUUUGGGCAAUCAAGGAUGAAUUCCAGCCCACAGAUUACUGAAAAAGAGAAUCAAUUGCCUCCCCAAACUUCAGAUAAUGAUGAUUCAUACAAGGAAUCUUCAAAAGUCUCAACUCAGCAGGAUAAUAAUGGAGGACGGAACACCAAAGGUCUGAUCCAUGAAAUUGAGAGCCUGGAUGAAGAAAUUCUGUAUCUCCAAAAGACAUUAAUGGAAGCAUUGAUUCAAACAAGUACUCAGACUGAAUAAUUUUAGACUCCAAUCUCAUCUCUGA
This is a messenger RNA of Moneuplotes crassus, 1787 nucleotides long. The record is from the annotation of a GenBank genome assembly. Lineage: Eukaryota; Ciliophora; Spirotrichea; Euplotida; Euplotidae.